Molecule: messenger RNA, 1828 nt
Organism: Colletotrichum navitas
Lineage: Eukaryota; Fungi; Ascomycota; Sordariomycetes; Glomerellales; Glomerellaceae
Product: Alpha/Beta hydrolase protein
Exons: 7
Coding region: 491-1768 (425 amino acids)
Biological process (GO): medium-chain fatty acid catabolic process; medium-chain fatty acid biosynthetic process
Molecular function (GO): acetylesterase activity; monoacylglycerol lipase activity
Source: RefSeq, a predicted model, not a curated record
CGAGUAAAGUGCCUCGGCUUAACAUCAAUGUCAUGCACCUGGGACCGAAUCCCGGGAUCGAAUCCUAGGACUGAAUCCCACCUCGUUUGCAGAGGCGAAUACCUGAUCGGUGUGCCCAAUGCCGAUCCACUGCAUAGAAUCGCGGUAGGAUUGCUGGCACCUUUGGUGCUAUCCUUAAGAUGGAUACCUGCCCGUUUGUGUUUGAUUCUUAAAUCGGAAGCUAUCAGGUUCCUCGGGGCUCCACUACCAUGACCUGUGGCCCUCUUUCCCUUUUCUCGUGGUAGAACUUUUGAUUUCUUGAUAAAUCUUCGCUUGAGUCCCUUUCCAACACUCCACACAAGUUGUUGAGGAGGUUGCAUGACUCCUGUCCUCACUAUACUCGGCCUCACAUUCUGUGCCCCCCCAGCUACAGCCCCACCAUCUUUCUCGAUCCCCGAACUUCCCCUGAAGCCAAUCUGUCUCAUCAACUGUUGCCCUCAGACUACGAAGCAUGGACUGGCUUGGACAUGCCAAAAUCAACUUCACACACGCGCCAUCGCCUGUGUCUCUCAAGGAGAAAGAUGGUACUCAGACUGAUCUACUGAAGGUAUGCGAGAAGAUCACACCACCAUGCCAGAUGAACCCUCUCCUCUUCAACGGCCAUCUGCAGACAAUGUGGACGGUCACGAAGCAGCACGGCCCGCCGGUGUACUAUCGCCGAAAGGUGUUCCAUGCCGAGGACAAGGCGUUUGAGGGUACCUUUGCUGUCGACUUUGUGACGGAGCCCUUUGAGGAUGCAGACAGCAGUCUGCCGCCGCGUACGAAGUAUUUCGAGGAGCAGGACUUUGGUAACCUAGCUUCGGACGACGACAGGCCCCAGCUGAUCGUUCUUCACGGUCUCUCGGGAGGCUCUCAUGAGAUCUAUCUAAGACAUGCCAUAGCGCCGUUGGUCGACUCGGGGAAGUGGGAGGUGUGCGUAGUGAAUUCGAGAGGCUGCGCGAACAGCAAGUUCACCAGCGGCAUCCUAUACAACGCCAGGGCGACUUGGGACUUCCGCCAGACGGUUAAGUGGAUGAGAAAGAAUUUCCCGAACCGGCCGCUGUUCGCCUUGGGUUUCUCGCUCGGCGCCAACAUGCUGACCAACUACUGCGGAGAAGAGGGCGUCAACUGUGAGUUGACGGCCGCUAUCGUCUGCUCCAACCCCUUCAACCUUGAGGUCUCAAGCAAGACAAUGAGGCGGACGUUCCUCGGCAGAGAGGUCUACCAGAGAGUCAUGGGAAGCAGCAUGAAGGAACUUAUCGCCGGGCACAAGGAGGCUGUGCAGAAGUACACAAACCUGGAUCUUGAACGUCUCCAGAAAGUGACGUACCUUUGGGAGUUUGACAGAGAAGUCCAAUGCAUAAGCUGGGGCUACCCUACCGAGAGUGCUUACUACCGCGAUGCGUCAUCGUCCGAUGCGGUAUUGGCCAUCAAGAUUCCAUUUUUUGCUCUUCAUUCGACUGACGAUCCCAUUGCCGUGAACGAGGCAAUCCCCUACGAGGAAUUUGAGAAGAACCCGUAUACUGUCCUGUGCACGACGUCCCUCGGUGGGCACCUCUGCUGGUUCGAGCCCGGCGGCGGGAGAUGGCACGCAAAGCCAGUUGCAAACUUCUUCAACCACAUGGCAUUCAACGUAGACCACAGCCAACUCCCCCCCAAGACGAACGGAGCCCCGCCCACGAACGGCAAAUCGAAAUUUCACUUCAACCCAGUGAGGCGUAAGAUGGAGAUCAAAGCAAGCUCGGAAUAGACGUACCCAAUUAGAUAUAGACCUUGUAUAGAGCGAAUGAUGAUUUAGAUAAAGAGGGAA